This is a messenger RNA of Engraulis encrasicolus (European anchovy), 7311 nucleotides long. It is a transcript of the gene adcy6a, whose product is annotated as adenylate cyclase 6a. The record is from RefSeq and is a predicted model, not a curated record. Bases 461 to 4132 code for a protein of 1223 amino acids. Gene Ontology annotation, cellular component: plasma membrane. Gene Ontology annotation, biological process: intracellular signal transduction; adenylate cyclase-activating G protein-coupled receptor signaling pathway; cAMP biosynthetic process. Gene Ontology annotation, molecular function: adenylate cyclase activity. The transcript is spliced from 24 exons. Lineage: Eukaryota; Metazoa; Chordata; Actinopteri; Clupeiformes; Engraulidae.
GUGGAGGGGGAGAGGCAGGGAGAAGACGACGGGAGAGCGGUAUCUUACAUUUGUGGCCCUCCGUCUCCUUCCCCUCGUCCUCGGUGCUCGAAGAAGCAAAACGCCGCUUAACCACGGCGACUACACCGAGGGGGCUUCGCUAGUAUUCAUCACUUGGUCGGGUUCUAUCGACAGCGAAUUUGUGGUGAAGGAGGAGAGGGAUGCAAAUGGUAUUCUUGGUCUGGUGACAGAUCUGCAAUCGUCCCACUCUGGUUCUUCUUGUUGGCCCAACCCGACACAUCCUCAUCUCCAGAACCACUGGCCCCGGAUCCGGAUCCUCACCCACUCAACUCACUCCCCCUUGGGACACGUCUCCCCUCCUCUCUCCACGUUGUUUUUCUGAUUCUUCUCGCCCAUUGAGAUAAAUGAGUGGUCCAGCUGUAGUCAGCAGGGCUGGGACAAGUACCAGAACCCAAACAGAAUGUCCUGGCUCAACGGCUUCCUAGUGGCCAGAGUGGACGACCGCAAGACCCCGUGGGGCGAGCGCAAUGGCAAGAAGUCCAAGCGCAAGGGCACCUCUUCCCUCUGCAACCCGCGCUACAUGAGCUGCCUGAGGGACGCUGAGGCCAUGGAGCCCCCCGUGCAGGCUCCGACGCCCCUACCCCAGCGAGGCGCGGGGGGUGAUUUAGUAGGUGGUGGUGGUGGUGGUGGUCUGGGAGGGGGUCCUGUCCCGGUCGGCGGGAACAGCCAGUUCGGCGCGCGCUGCGGCUGGCAGGAAGACCACUACGGCAUCCGCAGCGGAGCCGGCGGCGGGUCGGGGGAGGGCGUGGGGCUCAAAUCAGUCAACCUGGACUUCAAGGACGGGGACGCGGCGCACAAGGGAGGUGGUGGUGGCGGCGGCGGCGGCAGCGGAGACGCCAGCGGAGGGGAGGAGGACGAGGACGACAACGCGGGCGUGCUAACGGCGGCCGACUGCUGGCAGCGCGUGCUGCGCGUCUUCCAGUCCAAGAAGUUCACGUCGCGCAAGCUGGAGCGGCUGUACCAGCGCUACUUCUUCCGGCUGAACCAGAGCUCGCUCACCAUGCUGAUGGGCGUGUUGGUGCUGGUGUGUGGCGUCAUGCUGGCGUUCCAUUGCGUACACGCGCCGCCGCACCCGGCCUACGCAGCGCUGCUCUCGGUGGCCAUGGGCCUGUUCCUGGCCCUCAUGGUGGUCUGCAACCGCAACGGCUUCCACCAGGACUACAUGUGGAUGGUCAGCUACCUGGUGAUCGCCGUGCUGCUGCUGGUGCAGGCGCUGGGCGUGCUGAUGGUGGCGCCCCCCAGUGCCUCGGAGGGCAUCUGGUGGUCGGUCUUCUUCAUCUACAUCAUCUACACGCUGCUGCCCGUGCGGAUGAGGGCGGCCGUCAUCAGCGGGGGGCUGCUCUCCUGCAUACACCUCGCCGUCACCUGGAGGAUCAACCUGCAGGACGCCUUCCUCUGGAAACAGCUGAGUGCCAACGUGCUGAUCUUCCUGUGCACCAACAUCAUUGGGAUCUGCACGCACUAUCCCGCAGAGGUGUCCCAGCGGCAAGCCUUCCAGGAGACGCGCGGCUACAUCCAGGCCAGACUGCACCUGCAGAGGGAGAACCAGCAACAGGAGCGUUUGUUGCUGUCGGUGUUGCCAAGGCACGUAGCCAUGGAGAUGAAGGCUGACAUCAACGCCAAAAAGGAAAACAUGAUGUUCCACAAGAUCUACAUCCAGAAACACGACAACGUCAGUAUCCUGUUUGCAGACAUCGAGGGCUUUACCAGUUUGGCGUCUCAGUGCACUGCACAGGAGCUGGUCAUGACACUGAAUGAGCUGUUUGCUCGCUUUGACAAGCUGGCCUCGGAGAACCACUGUCUGCGCAUCAAGAUCCUGGGUGACUGUUACUACUGUGUGUCUGGGCUGCCUGAGCCCCGAGCUGACCACGCACACUGCUGUGUGGAGAUGGGAGUCGACAUGAUCGAGGCCAUCUCGCUUGUGCGAGAGGUCACGGGCGUGAACGUGAACAUGCGCGUGGGCAUCCACAGCGGGCGCGUGCACUGCGGCGUGCUGGGACUCAGGAAGUGGCAGUUUGACGUCUGGUCCAACGACGUGACUCUGGCCAAUCACAUGGAGGCUGGGGGCAAAGCAGGGAGAAUCCACAUAACUAAAGCCACACUGCAGUAUCUAAAUGGGGACUAUGAGGUGGAGCCGGGUUUUGGUGGGGAGAGGAACGCCUACCUGAAGGAGAACAACAUAGAGACCUUCCUGGUACUCGGAUGCAGUCAGAAACGGAAAGAGGAGAAGGCCAUGAUGGCCAAGAUGCAGCGCGCGCGCGCCAACUCCAACGAAGGCCUCAUGCCCCGCUGGGUGCCCGACCGCUCCUUCUCGCGCACCAAGGACUCCAAAGUCUUCAGACAAAUGGGUAUUGAUGAAUCAUCCAGCAAAGACAACCGUGGUGCCCAGGAGGCUAUGAAUCCUGAAGAUGAGGUGGAUGAGUUCUUGGGCAGAGCCAUAGACGCCCGCAGCAUCGACCAGCUGCGCAAAGACCACGUCAAGAAGUUCCUGCUCACCUUCCAGACCUCCAGUCUGGAGAAAAAGUAUUCUAAGAAGGUGGAUGACCGCUUUGGGGGCUACGUGGCCUGCACUCUGCUGGUCUUCUGUUUCAUCUCCUUCAUCCAGAUCGUCAUCUUCCCACACACCCCGGUGAUGCUGGGGAUCUAUAUCAGUAUCUUCAUCAUCCUCGCCAACAUCCUCUUCAUAUGUGCCAUCUACUCUUGUAUUAAGCUGUUUCCGACGGCUAUGCAGACUGUGUCUAAGAAGAUAGUGCAGUCUCGGACCAACAGCACCUUGGUCGGGGUCUUCACCCUCAUCCUUGUAUUCAUCUCUGCCUUCAUUAACAUGUUUGCCUGUGACACGGAGCGGCUGGUGGAUUGCGUUGCCCGGGAGAUGAACUCCUCGUCCGACCUGGUGACCCCCUGUGUCAUCCACAACCUGUCGCGGACGGCGGAGGAGGGCCUGGUGCUGUGCCCCAGCAACACCCCCUCCUGCCCUUUUCCAGAGUAUUUCAGCUACAGUGUGCUGCUGACGCUGCUGGCGUGCUCGGUGUUCCUCCAGAUCAGCAGUAUUGGGAAGCUGGCCCUCAUGCUGCUCAUGCAGCUCACCUUCCUGCUGCUCGUCGAGUGGCCACAGGUGGCGCUGUUCGACAACGCAGACCUCUUUGUCACGGCCAAUGCCCUUGUUUUUAAUGAAUCUCUACAAUGGUCCAGUUUCAAUGAAACGUCAGACCAGUGUCCUUACAGUGUGACCAAAGUGUCUCUUAAAGUCAUGACCCCGGUGAUCCUGACGGUGUUCGUGCUGGCACUGUACCUCCAUGCCCAGCAGGUGGAGUCCACCGCACGCCUGGACUUCCUCUGGAAGCUACAGGCGACAGAGGAGAAGGAGGAGAUGGAGGAGCUGCAGGCGUAUAACCGGCGCCUCCUCCACAACAUCCUGCCCAAAGACGUGGCGGCCCACUUCCUGCAGCGGGAGCGGCGUAACGACGAGCUCUACUACCAGUCGUGCGAGUGCGUGGCCGUCAUGUUCGCCUCCAUCAGCAACUUCUCCGAGUUCUACGUGGAGCUGGAGGCCAACAACGAGGGAGUCGAGUGCCUCAGGCUCCUCAACGAGAUCAUCGCAGACUUCGAUGAAAUCAUCAGUGAGGAGAAGUAUCGGCAGCUAGAGAAGAUCAAGACCAUCGGCAGCACCUACAUGGCAGCCUCGGGCCUCAACGACUCCACCUACGACAAGGAGGGCCGCUCGCACAUCACCGCCCUGGCCGACUACGCCAUGCGCCUGCGCGAACAGAUGGCCCACAUCAACGAGCAUUCCUUCAACAACUUCCAGAUGAAGAUCGGUCUAAACAUCGGGCCAGUGGUCGCUGGUGUUAUCGGGGCAAGAAAACCUCAGUACGACAUAUGGGGCAACACUGUCAACGUAGCCUCUCGCAUGGACAGCACAGGGGUUCCCGACCGGAUUCAGGUGACCACGGACAUGCACCAGGUGCUGGACAAGAAAGGCUACAGUCUGGAGUACCGCGGUGUGGUGAAGGUCAAGGGCAAGGGAGAGAUGACCACCUACUUUCUCAACGCCGGGCCUUCCAAGAGUUAGCACCGGCUAGCUAGCGGUCGCCACACUUACUUACUUACCAUGAAAGCAGAUUUUCAUCCGCUCUCCUAGCCAUCCCCAAGGCUAAAGUCAAGGGUUGGUGUUGGUGGAGGAAGAGCUAAUCGAAAACCUACCCCACUCCCACACCACACCACAGCCCAAAUGUCAAAACCUGUAGCCAUGCCACCACUUGAAGGGAAAAAAAGAAGAAGAAAAGAAACAGAAAUUGAUGAAAACAAAAGAAGUGAAAGAAAGGACGAUGAGACAAUGCUGUUGAGAGGGGAAAGCUGUCGUGUCGUAGCUCACCAGUGGGGGGCAGACACAUCCAAGGACGAUUGUUAUGUAGUUUUUAAAAGUCGCUCUCUCAGGCUUUUUGAAAGAUGCAAAGUCUGUUUAUUUAACUUAAAAAGGCCUUCAGCCGAUGAAGAAAAAUGCUGUACAUAAGGCUUUUUUUUCUCUCUCUCGACUAUUUUUGUGCGGCAUCCAUUUUUUUCACCAUGUUUUCUUGUUUCGUUUUCUUUUUAUUUUGGAUUAUGACUACAGGUACUUGUUUACUGCAAAUUUUUCAUAAUUCCUUAUUUAUUUUAAAAAAUCUUGAUGUUUUGUGCAAAAAAUCUUUUAUGGGGAAAACAUUUGAAGAAACACGUGCACAUAUAUACAGUACAUAAUGAGUAUGUACAGAUGUAUAUGUGUAUUUAAAGUAUUUAGAGAUAUAUGUAUAAAUUGAAGAGAAAAUAAUAUCGACCAAAGACCAAAGUAUUUAACAGAAAUCUAAAUGACGUGUCGGUUUUGCGCCUGCGCGACUUCACAGAUGUUUGGAAUUGAAGUGUAUGCCCUGUGAUCUCUCUCCUCCCCUGUGUUUAGUUCCCUCACUUUUGUUGCUCGUUACGGCCACAGCAAUGUCUUCAUUGAUGGUUGACGGAGUAUUAUAUACUUAAAUGCUUGAAACACCUCAACAUUAUUUGUGUUCCAAGCUUUUAGGCAUUGGAAGCCUUUAAAAAGGAAGCUGGAUGAUUUUUUUUGUUGUUGGUUUUUUUUUUUCGUUGGAGGAGGAGAAGGGUGUUUUUUGUCCAUCCAUAUAUUCUCCACACUCUUCUUGGUUGGAUAGAGGAGUGACAACCGUCCGUGUCUCGGCCACAUGUGGGGAGCGUACCGUACAUCAAGGUCUGGAGCCUACCAGGAGGCAGGGACCUCGGGCAGGACCAGACCUCCAGCACCCCUACUGGGGCCAGGGUGGCAGGAGACCAGGGCACCUUCCUCCAUGGACCUUUGACUGGGCACGUCCAGUAACACAUCUCCAGUCAGUCCUCCAGUCUGUCACGUUCCAUCUGGAAUCUCCUCUUCUUCUUCUUUUUUGGCUACAAAAAUUCAACUAACAUUGCGAGUGAAACGAGCGCAAGAGAAAUAGACCGUACUGAGACACGGGGAGUGAAGACAGCCACGGUAUUGGAUAUAAUGGUACCACACAGUUUGUUGCAUUUGAAUUCCUAUAAGAGAGACUUCUUUUUCUAAAAAAGAAAGAAAUAUAUAAGAAAUCUAUAAAUUAUGACUGAAUACUGUGCUUUGUUAUCUUGAAGGGGCAUAUCUCUUUUCACUGUGAGGUUUCUAUGAUACGACAAAACUGCUUUCUUGCCAAACCUAACUGCUCUAAAGCAUGUCUGAUUGUGGUAUCUUCAGCAUUUUGUUUGUUUUGUUUGUUUGUUUGUUUUGAGUUUUCAAUGUCGGGUAUUUUGUAUCAUCUCUGUAUUCAUUAUUUUUGACUUCUUCUUAUGGUUGUUAUUAUGCAUUGAUGAUUACGAUUCCAUUCCAUGGUGAAGGCAGGAACAAAAGGGGGCCGGAGCGCUACCGAUAUGCUUAGCUAAUAAGCCCAAGCUCACAUGGUACCAACUGAUCAACUCCCAAGAGUCAAGAGUCCAGUUGAACAGUAUUUUUUAAGCCCCAGACGUCUGUCCUCCCUGGCACACACCACACACACACAAAGAGAAGAGAAAAAAAAAUAUCAAGCAUGUUUCCUUGCAUGAUUUUAAUCACGCAUUUUGUUUUCUUCUAAAUAAGGCCACCAGGAGAGUUGAUAGCUUUUCUGACCUGAAGGGUAUUUUUUUUUUUGUGAUGAGGAAAACAAAACAAAAUGCUGCUAUCUUAACUUAUGGCAGCAUGCGGCUUCUUGUUAAGACACUAAAACACAGAGUGAUGUUUUUGGGAAGAGCUGUAGUGGUCUGUCCGUCACUGAGAUGGUGGUGGUGGUGAGCUGUCGGCAGCGGCGCUGCAUGUGUGCGACGAGAUGGAUUUGCCUUAAAUGAUCAGCGCCCCUCAUUGAGGGAUGUCAACAGUGCCUCCCUGCCAGGAAGAGAGAGAGAGAGAGAGACGUCCAGAGAGAGAUGGAGCGACAGAUAAAGAGAGGAAGGGGAAAAGAAGUAUUGUCUCCUGCCAGAGUGUGCGUAUUACAACAGCUUAAUGGCUGUAAGCUACCACAGAGCAUUUGUUCUUGCACUGGGAGAAUAUUACUGUAUAGGCUUUUUUUGGUUGUUGUUCGUUUUGGUUUUUUGCUCUGUUUACUUCUUUUGACUGUUUGUUUGUAUUUGGUUUUUUUUUGUUUUUAUGUUUUUUUAAUCAGCCCACCCUACCGCAUCUCGUGACAGCUCCACCUCACUUCACUUCACUGGCUAAUCGUGACCGUUGAUCAAGUUUGUACCAAACGGACGCGGCGGGCGGCUUGUGCCUUUGCCACUCCGUUACACCACCAGUGUUGCUGAGGGAGGACACUGCUGUGCUGUGGACCAUCAGACCUUGCAAGGGCCACAAAGCACAUUUACACACAAGCACUGUGGGGAGGUCACAGGUUAGCAUUGAGGGGGUUUCAUGACCUUGAGCUGAGACGAGGGGAAGGGGGGGGGGGGGUUUAAAAGAAAGAUUUGAUGAAGUAUUUUACGACUACUGAAGAAACACACUGGGGCCUCUGUGUCUACGUAGAUCGGGCAUGAAGAACCCUGAUCAUCUUUUCUUUUCCUUUUUUUUCAUUUGUUUUGCUUUGCUUUGUUUUGUUUUUCUCCUUUACUUUAGUCAAAGGACUAGAAAAGGGAUAAGCAUUUCAACUUUUUUUGCAGAUGAAAGUUGAAAAAAAAAAAGACUGACAACCAUAACAUUUCCCCUUGAAGAAAAAAAAAUAAAAGUGUCUGUUUUAA